Messenger RNA from Rhipicephalus microplus (southern cattle tick), 2966 nucleotides. RefSeq names its product sodium-coupled monocarboxylate transporter 2. The record is from RefSeq and is a predicted model, not a curated record. Gene Ontology annotation, biological process: sodium ion transport; transmembrane transport. Gene Ontology annotation, molecular function: symporter activity. Gene Ontology annotation, cellular component: membrane. Lineage: Eukaryota; Metazoa; Arthropoda; Arachnida; Ixodida; Ixodidae.
GUGACGUACCGUCCUUUCUAUAGAAAGGAAACUAACGCGAGGGGAGUUGAGAGCUUAUAGCUUCUGCAGCCAUCAUUGCCAAGUGUCUUCACGAUCUGCCGUCAAUGUCUGCUGACUCAGUCGGUGUUUCGGCUGUGCCACUGAACUGUUAUGGUCGAGCAAUCGGAAGUGCGAAUGGUGUGGUUCGCAUGUAUAGUCAAAGCGUCCGACGAUGCCAUCCACGGAGACAACGCGGCCCACCGUGCGCUUCCACGACUACGCCAUCUUCUUUUGCCUGACAGCUCUCAGUAUGGGCAUCGGACUAUACCUGUCACUACGAAAACGCGGACGUGCUAGCACCAGAGAUGAGGCAUUUCUGGGAAGCCGGACUCUUCACGCCAUUCCCCUGGCACUGUCCAUGGUGGCGUCGAGUGUCACCGCUGUGGGCAUGAUCGGUUUCGUUGCCUACUACUACCAGUACGGUUUCCACACGCUCUGGUGCAUACCCACGUUCGUGCCAGGAGGGCUCCUCGUCAGCUACCUCAUCCUCCCCGUCUUGUACGAGCUCAAAGUCACCUCCAUAUUCGAGUAUCUGCGAAUGCGAUACGGAAACGGCGUCGGAAUUGCAUCGUCCCUCUUAUACUUCGUGCUGAGCCAAACACUUGGAGCAGCUGGCCUCUACAGUGCAGCGGUCGCCUUGUACACAAUAUUCGGAAUACCACUGGCCGCUUGUACCGUUCUGAUCGGUGUCGCUGGCACCACCUACACAGCACUGGGAGGCUUGUGCAGUGUCGUGUGGGCCGACUGCGUGCAGGCGAUCAUCAUGACAGCCUCACCGUUCACGAUAAUCGGGAAGAUCCUCUACGAUUCGGCGCACGGCACCACCCCGCCUAGGCCACUCGGUGACUGGAACUACUCGGCGAACAUUUUCCGAACAGAAUUAGAUUUCACAACUGACGAAACCGUGUGGGCUGCCUCUAUAGGGGCGUUCCCCGUUCAACUUAUGCGACUUGGCUUGGAUCAAAUGAUCACACAGAGAUUCUUGGCAGCGAGGUGGCUGACGCAAGCAAGAACAGUAGCACUCGGAGGAGUCAGUCUGCUCUCGUUCUGCUACGUUCUGCACGCUCUGACAGGCCUUGCCAUGGUGUACUGGUACAGAGACUGUGAUCCGGUCCUCUCGGGCUCCAUACCCCGUUACGACCAGAUCGUGCCGUAUUACAUCAACAGAAGUGCAAGCUCCAUCGAUGGUUUUAGAGGCCUGUUCUUGGCUGGAAUCGUCAGCGCAUCAAUAAGCACGGUGUCAUCGGUUGUCAACUCUCACGCUGCCGUACUGUACGUGGACAUCGUGUCACCGUACAUUCGCAUCUCCGAAAAGAAGUCGGGUGUUGUCAUGGCUGCCCUUGCAACAUCCAGUGGAACGGUUAUGGUACUGCUUGGUCUGCUGAUUUCUUAUAUUGGAUCUGCCGCUAGGUUUUUCAUCGCUCUGAACUCUGCAGCGGCGGGACCAUUUGCGGGAAUCGUUAUGCUUGCAUUUUUCUUUCCUUGGGCUAACGCGAAGGGCACGGCGGUGGCAGCACUGGUCGUAUUCGUCCUACAGAUAUGGCAGACCACGGGCCGCUUCUUCUCCCGGAUCACACCGGCUAGGAUGACGUACAGCGUGGACAGAUGCCUCGGCAACUACACACUUCACGAGGAAGCGCCGCCUCAAAGCACCGAACAUGUAGACGCUCUCCUGCUGUACCACCUAUCCCCAUACUGGUGCUGCUUUCUCACUAUGUGCAUCACGGUGCUGCUGGGACUAUCAUUCAGCCUGCUGUGCGCCUCUACGAGUGACGACAUUCCGCGUUGCGGCGCGUCUGGCAAGUCCCUCCGGUGCUUCAAGCUUUGGCGUCGAGUUGGCCUACUGCGGCACGUAGUGAAGACCGAAAGCCACAAGGCAAGAGAAACAGUCGGCAAGAAUUCUUUCCAUGAAAUACAACCACUGAAAGUAAAAGAAGAUAACCUCGCCAGUCAACCAGGGAAAGAUGGCGAUAUCGAUAUUGGAGUAUAGCCGGUGCCCCUGCGUCACGCUAAGCAUGGCACACCGCUACACGGAGUGAAAGCCACGUCGAUUCGCCGAGAGCAUUUAACUUCGGCCUGAGUGCAUUGUCUAGCCAAUCCGUCGUCGUUACAGGACGCCGACGUCACCGUUGCAAUGAACACAAGCUUCCCACUCAUGUAACAUCCCGUAGGAUGUUCCAGAGCACGAUGCGACCCUCUGCGGUGUGCGCGGUCACCUCGACAGCUGCAGCGUGAGCAUGUCGCCGUGCAAAUCUCCGCGCAUGACAGACAGAACCGCGGGAACGCGUCGAGCGUCUAUACAAGCGCUACGUGGCUCACGUCGCGCUCCAUAUUAUUUAUGUGUUUCCGCUGGAAAAGUGUGUCUACCCAUCGGACAGGUGACGCCAAACGAUUCGUAAAGUUCAGGGGAACAUUUGGACACCAAAAGAGUGGACUUCCGACGAACGCACAGAACAAAGACUUCCGAAUAGAGUGAGCUCAAGUGGUGAACGAGCUGCGCCAAACGCCAUCUGCGCCAAAAACCCCGUUAUUAUGUGGUUUUGGACCUAUAGGUGUAGCAAGCUUUCAGCGUGGGAAGGUGGGUACAGUACUCGCAGAUGAUAAGAACAGAUAAAAAGAUGGCUUUCAUGCAUGUUCAAGUCGUCUUAGUCGAAUGUGUAAAGAACGCCGAGUCUUGUUGUUGUUGUUGUUGUUGUUGUUCUCGUCGUUGUUGUUGUUGUUCUCCUAUUGUUAGUGGCGCUUAUCGAACUAGUGAGCUCCGUGAUGCGCCGCCACGCUAGAUUUGGCCAGCUGCCGCGCCGAAAAAGAAGCGAGCCACGUGGCGCGAGCCAAGAGGAAUUUCAGAACGGCUGAGCUCCUGGCCUGGCUGGACGCUGCAGCGGUGACUCCGCCUAGGCCUACAUCCCAAAUAAAAGCUGUGACCUUCG